Coffea eugenioides is the source of this 1164-nucleotide messenger RNA. RefSeq lists its product as uncharacterized. The transcript has a single exon. The record is from RefSeq and is a predicted model, not a curated record. Lineage: Eukaryota; Viridiplantae; Streptophyta; Magnoliopsida; Gentianales; Rubiaceae. The coding region runs from base 1 to 1164 and encodes 387 amino acids.
AUGCAGGAUAUAAGGAAUCAGAUAAGUCAAAUGGCCACAACAAUCAACCGUUUGGAGUCCCAAGUAAAUGGAAGAUUGCCAUCCCAACCUGAACUGAACCUGAAAAACGUAAGCGCAAUGACUUUAAGGAGCGGGAAGGAAAUUCAGGGGUCUGAACCUAUGAUCCCUAAGGAUAAGGAUGAGGAAAAGAUCGAAAAUGAACUUGAGAGGGAGAACAGCAAUGGUGCAGAUCUAAAGGUACUUCCAGACCCAGUAAUUACAGUUAAAACUAAUCCCCCUCCAUUUCCUUGCAGGUUGGAAAAAUCGAAGAAGCAGGAAAAGGAGAAAGAGAUUCUGGAGGUGUUUCGCAAGGUAGAGAUCAAUAUCCCCCUACUAGACGCCAUCAAGCAAGUGCCGAAGUAUGCAAAAUUUCUGAGGGAUCUAUGUGUCAAUCGAAGGAGGCUGAGGGGAGAUGAAAGAGUUAUUGUUGGGGAGAAUGUGUCAGCAGUUCUCCAAAGAAAGCUACCACCAAAGUGUGGGGAUCCAGGUAGGUUUACUGUCCCAUGCAAGAUAGGUAAUACUCUGAUUAGAAAUACCUUGCUGGAUUUAGGAGUAUCGAUCAACGUAAUGCCAAAAUCUAUGUAUGCUUCUCUGAAUCUCGGUUCAUUAAAAGAAACCGAGAUAAUAAUUCAAUUAGCUGACCGAACAAAUGCAUACCCUGAUGGGUUGGUCGAGGAUGUGCUGGUUAAAGUUAAUGAAUUGAUAUUCCCGGCUGACUUUUAUGUACUUGACAUGGAUGAUGAUCAUUCCCCUGACCCCUCACCUUUGCUACUAGGUAGACCCUUUUUGAGCACAGCACAGACAAAAAAUGACGUUAAUAAGGGUACAUUGUCCAUGAAAUUUGAUGGAGAAGUAGUCCACUUUAAUAUUUUCGAUACAAUGGAACAUCCUGUUAACUCUCACCCUGUGUUUGCUAUUCUUGCUAUUAAUCCCUCUGUGCAAGAAUUUUCUGAGUUUGCUUGUAGGGAUAAAUUCAAACUUACUGAGAACAAGUAUAAGGGGAUGAAAGCACUGUAUGAGGUGAAAAGGAGUAGAAAAUUAAGAAAGAAGGCUGCACUCAAAGGCUAUUUGGAUCCUGGAGGAAGGCCACCGAUUUCCAGGAAAAUUGAGUUACACCCAGAUUGA